AUCAGACCCCUCAGCCGUGGCGCGCAGCGAUCGUGAACGACACCGCACUGAGGUGUCAGCCUCAGAACAAACCCACCGAGUCAAGGGUCAACUCUUUCUUCUUCCUCUCGCCUUCCUUCCUCUCUCUCUUAAGAUUUUUCAACUCGAUCCCUCUCUCUAUAUAUAUCUGUUUCUGGCUGCAAAUCCACGACUAUCGGAUCUCCAAUUUGCAUGAGAGCACAACAGCCGGGCCAAUUGGAAGAGAAUGUGUGGAAUAUUCGCCUACUUGAACUACAGCGUCAACAGAGAGAGGCGCUACAUUCUCGAAGUCCUCUUCAAUGGCUUGAGGCGUUUGGAGUACAGAGGCUACGAUUCCGCCGGAAUCUCAAUUGAUUCUUCACUUUCUCUUGAUGCAGACACUCUCUCUUCCACACCCCUCGUUUUCCGCCAGGAAGGCAACAUCGAAUCUCUCGUCGAGUCCGUCUACGAAGAGGUUGCUGAAACUGAUCUAAAUUUGGAGGAGUCAUUUUUUGUACAUGCUGGAAUAGCACACACUCGGUGGGCGACCCAUGGGGAGCCUGCUCCAAGGAAUAGUCAUCCUCAAACCUCUGGCCCUGGAAAUGAAUUCUUAGUUGUUCAUAAUGGUGUUGUUACUAAUUAUGAGGUAUUAAAGGAAACUCUAGUUCGACAUGGAUUCACUUUUGAAUCUGAAACUGAUACUGAAGUAAUUCCAAAGCUUGCGAAAUUUGUUUUUGACAAAGCAAAUGAAGAAGGUGACCAGACUGUCACAUUUAGUCAAGUUGUCCUUGAAGUUAUGCGGCAUCUUGAAGGAGCCUAUGCUCUCAUUUUCAAAAGUCGGCAUUAUCCAAAUGAAUUGAUUGCCUGCAAACGUGGUAGUCCAUUGCUUCUUGGGGUCAAAGAACUAACUGAAGAUUUCGGUGUUGAAGCCUCAUUUCAUGAUGCUAAAUUCCUUUCAAAGGAUGGCAAGCCCAAAGAGUUCUUCUUAUCCAGCGACGCCAAUGCUGUAGUUGAACACACAAAACAAGUUUUGGUGAUUGAGGAUGGUGAAGUGGUUCAUCUUAAGGAUGGAUGUGUGUCAAUCCUCAAGUUUGACAAUUCCAAGGGAAAACAUAGCGGUGCUCUUUCUAGACCUUCUUCUGUGCAACGUGCAUUAUCCAUUCUUGAGAUGGAGGUUGAGCAAAUAAAUAAAGGAAGUUAUGAGCAUUAUAUGCAGAAAGAGAUCCAUGAACAACCUGAGUCUUUAACAACAACGAUGCGGGGAAGGCUUAUACGUGGAGGUUCGUCGAAAUCCAAGACUGUUCUUUUGGGUGGGCUGAAGGAUCACCUGAAAACUAUUAGGAGAAGCAGGAGAAUUGUUUUUAUUGGUUGUGGCACAAGUUAUAAUGCUGCUUUAGCUGCAAGACCCAUUUUGGAAGAACUUUCAGGUAUUCCUGUUACAAUGGAAGUUGCUAGUGAUCUGUUGGAUAGGCAGGGGCCAAUAUACAGAGAAGAUACAGCAGUUUUUGUUAGUCAGUCUGGUGAAACUGCAGAUACUUUACACGCUUUGGAAUAUGCUUUAGAAAAUGGUGCACUAUGUGUUGGUAUAACGAAUACUGUUGGUAGUGCUAUAGCAAGGAAUACACACUGUGGUGUUCACAUAAAUGCUGGCUGUGAAAUAGGUGUAGCAAGUACCAAGGCCUACACAAGUCAAAUAGUAGUAAUGGCUAUGUUAGCUCUGGCAAUUGGAGAUGACACAAGUUCUAGUCUAGGAAGGAGAGAGUCUAUAAUAGACGGUUUAUUUGACUUGCCAAAUAAAGUCAGAGAGGUUUUGAAGCUUGACCAGGAAAUGAAGGAUCUUGCAAAACUAUUGAUUGCUGAGCAGUCCCUUCUUGUGUUUGGAAGAGGUUACAACUACGCAACAGCUCUUGAGGGUGCUUUGAAAGUAAAGGAAGUGGCACUUAUGCACAGUGAAGGAAUAAUUGCAGGUGAAAUGAAACAUGGUCCUUUGGCUCUAGUUGAUGAAAAUCUUCCAAUUGUUGUUAUUGCUACCCGUGAUGCUUGCUUCAGCAAGCAGCAGUCAGUUAUCCAGCAACUUCAUGCUCGCAAAGGUCGCUUGAUAAUGAUGUGUUCGAAAGGAGAUUCAGCAGCUGUGUGUCCUGGUGGAUCAUGCCGAGUUAUUGAAGUUCCACAGGUUGAGGACUGUCUUCAGCCUGUAAUUAAUGUGGUUCCACUGCAGUUGUUGGCAUAUCAUCUUACUGUCCUACGUGGUUACAACGUCGACCAACCUCGGAAUCUUGCAAAGAGUGUGACUACCCAAUGAGAAAGGUUCAUUUAUAGAAGUUCCUAGUUGUUUGUCUCUUACAACUUUAAAAAGCAGGAAGUCGAGCUAAGAACAACUGUCAACUUGGGGGGGGGUGGGGUGGUGGUGGUGGGGUUUCCUUGCUUCCUAGUCUGUUAUUCCUUUUUUAUAUUAACAGUUGUUGUGAUAGUGCAGUUAUUUGCAUUUUUUCAUUUUGUUUAACCCCUCCUAAUAUUAGCUGUUUAUUUAACCCCCUUUUGCCUUUCAAUGAAGCUUUGGAGACUCUGCUUGAUUUAA
Vitis riparia (riverbank grape) is the source of this 2575-nucleotide messenger RNA. Its product is annotated as glutamine--fructose-6-phosphate aminotransferase [isomerizing] 2. Gene Ontology annotation, biological process: fructose 6-phosphate metabolic process; protein N-linked glycosylation; UDP-N-acetylglucosamine metabolic process. The record is from RefSeq and is a predicted model, not a curated record. The coding region runs from base 245 to 2299 and encodes 684 amino acids. The transcript has 11 exons. NCBI's taxonomy places the organism in Eukaryota, Viridiplantae, Streptophyta, Magnoliopsida, Vitales, Vitaceae. Gene Ontology annotation, molecular function: carbohydrate derivative binding; L-glutamine:D-fructose-6-phosphate transaminase (isomerizing) activity.